AUGACUAGUUACGAAAAUGGUUUGGAAGCUGAACAAGAAGAUACAAAAUCAUUAUCUUCUGAACAUGAAGUAGACCCUGCUAGGGGAACACGUUUGGAAGAGACAAAUGAUGAAGACGUACCAGAAGACAAUGUUGAAUGUGGCAUUAUUGAAGAAUGGACCGAACCUGAUAUUGCACAAUGGAGGAGCUUGCUUCAAUUUUUGGAUAUUGACAAAGAACCAGAACAUAUUCAGUUUUCGGACUUCGAAAGGAAGGAGUUUGUAAGUAUUGAACAAGCAGAAUCUUUUUAUUUUUUGUAUGCGAAAAUGAUGGGGUUUAGUGUUAGAAAAAAACUGAAGAGGGAGGACAAAAAAGGAAUUUUACACAUUAGAAGUUGGGUGUGUUCAAACGAAGGUUUUAGAGAACAAAAAUAUUGUAAUCUUGAUAAUAGGUGUAAAGAAGCUCGUGCUCUAACAAGAACAGGUUGUAAUGCAGAGUUUAGAAUAAAUUUAAAUAGGGAAACUAACCACUGGAUUACAAAGUGUUUUAAUAACCACCACAACCAUAAGUUUGCCUUCUUUCGUGAAAAACCAUUUCUUAGAUCUCAUAGAAUAUUUAGGGACGAGAUGAGGGAACAAGUUAUGUCAAUGAAGAGAGCCGGAAUUAAGACAUCCAAAAUUUGGAAUUACAUGGUAGAAGUUCAUGAUGGUUGGGAAAAUGUGGGAUGUAUCAAAGAUGACUUGUACAAGGGAAUCUGUAAAAAAUAUUCAACUUGGGAUGAUUGUGACACGUCCACAGCAAUGGGUUAUCUCGAAGCAAAAAAGGGCCGGACAACAUGUUUUUCUACAAGUAUGAUGUACGGAAAGCCAUUAGUAAUACUACUUGGGUCUAAUAAUCAUAACAAAACGUGUGUGUUUGGAGCUGCACUUCUUGAUAAUGAAACUUCGACCACAUAUGAUUGGGUAUUGGAAACAUUUUUAGAGUGCAUGGGUGGUAAGAUGCCGUCAGCAGUUUUGACGGACGGUUGCAAAGCAAUGAACAAAGCACUGGAUAAUAUUAUGCCUGGUGUUCCACAUCGUAUUUGCUCGUGGCACAUACUAAAAAAUGCAAUGCACCAUGUACACAAUAUAGCAUUCCAUCAAGAAUUGAAGAAAUUUAUUUUCAGGUAUUACAAGGAGGAAGAAUGGGAGGAUAAUUGGAAAGUGACUGUGAAUAAAUAUAGAUUGACAAGAAAUGCAUGGGUGGAAGCACAAUAUGGCACAAGAAAGCAGUGGGCAGAUACUUUUCUUCGUGGUAUUUAUUUUGGUGGAGCUACUGCUACCGGUAGAUGCGAAUCUAUGAAUGCAUUCUUGAAAAGAGAUUUGCAAAAUAAAAUACCAUUGUGGAUGUUUAUACGACACUUUGACCAUGCUUUAUCUAUGUUACGUUACAACGAGAUGAAAGAUGUAAAGAACGCCCUAGACUAA
Molecule: messenger RNA, 1446 nt
Organism: Humulus lupulus (European hop)
Lineage: Eukaryota; Viridiplantae; Streptophyta; Magnoliopsida; Rosales; Cannabaceae
Product: protein FAR1-RELATED SEQUENCE 5-like
Exons: 3
Coding region: 1-1446 (481 amino acids)
Biological process (GO): regulation of DNA-templated transcription
Source: RefSeq, a predicted model, not a curated record